Psylliodes chrysocephalus is the source of this 2980-nucleotide messenger RNA. The record is from the annotation of a GenBank genome assembly. Lineage: Eukaryota; Metazoa; Arthropoda; Insecta; Coleoptera; Chrysomelidae.
UGGACGUUUAUGACUAAUUCUAGGUUAUCUUCUCUACAUUUUUGGAGAUAAUGACAAGUCGUUCAACAAUUUUCUAUUUAUUUUAAAUAUUUUACACAUUUUCGCAAUGUUCACUAUUUAUAAUGAAUAGGGAAAUGGCACCCGUUCUGGAGAAUACCUAUUGUGGUCUUUUAAGCAGCGAAGAAAAUUUACAAAUCGUCAAAUUGUUGGGAAACCGUUGCCAAUCCCUAUGCACCACAGUGGUUCAGUUAUAUUUAACAAAACCUCCAGAUCAUUCGCAAUGGUUCAAAAAGAACUCAGGAGUACUAUGUUUUGUAAAAGACAACAUCAAAAAGAACUUUUUCUUUCGGUUGUUCUGCACGCAACGAAACAUGAAAGUGUGGGAACAAGAGAUGUACAACGGCAUGGAGUACAUCGAAGGAACGCCGUUCUUCCACAUGUUCGAAGGAGAAAAUUGUCUGGUGGCCUUUAAUUUCGCGAACGUCGAGGAGGCUCGCGACCUUAGGAUAGUUGUACAUCAAAAAAUCCACGCCAGAAAACGAAGAGAGGAGAAACGAUGUCGACAAAUCAGCCAAAGUCAAACGCUGCCAUCUCCCACGACACAUUUAGAUUUUUCAAAUUUCAAAAAGACUUUAGAUCCAUUUGCGAAACAAACGAAAAGAAAAAAGGGACUGAUUACAAAAAAAGAUAUUGGAAUUCCUAGGGAUUUUAAACAUAUUUCCCAUGUGGGUUGGAAUUCAACAUCUGGAUUUGAUAUAAAUACUGAGGAUGAACAAUUAAAAACAUUUUUUAAAAAGGCGGGCGUCUCUGAACAACAACUCCAAGACAAGAAAACGCGCGAUUACAUUUACAAUUUCAUAAAUCGAAACGGCGGUCGCGAAGUCAUAGAACAAACGAACGAAUCCAUCCAGAACCACGAGACUCCGCCUGCGGUACCGCCCAGGGGUCCGCCCACCGGACACCGAUCGGCCCAUUUCCGAAAUGCACCGCCUCCUCCAAUUUCCGGCAAGACUAGCAACAAUCUUACUCCGAGGAAGCCUCGGAUGGAAGUACCGCCACCCAAGAAGCCGGCGCCUAUACCUAAUUUCGGUACUACUGCGACUUCGGAAUCUGCACCGGCUCCACCAGCUCCGACACCGCCUCCACCGCCGCCUCCCCCUAUAUUCGACGAAACUGAUAAGGAUCCGAAAAUGGGAGGAGGAGCGCCGCCUCCACCUCCUAUGGCGCCCGUGUCAAUGGCCGGUGGAGGGGGAAAUUCUGCGUUCCUGGAAAGUAUUAGAAACGGGACAACUCUUAAACCAGUAGAAGACCGAACGCCAGCGCCACAGGAGGAUACUCGAGGAGAUCUGCUGAGCGAGAUCAGAAAAGGAUGCAAACUUCGUCCCGUGGACGAGCGAGACAUAAAGCCCGUCUCGAACUCGCCCAUGUCGAAAAGUGACGAUCUAGCGUGCGCUCUGGCACGAGCGCUGGCAAAACGCAGCGAAGUCAUACAUUCGGAGGACGACGAUGACAUGUCUGAUUCGACCAAUUCCGAUUGGGAGGAUUGAGCGUCGAUUCGGUCGUAUUUUAUACAUAUUUAUUUUAAUUAAUUUUAUUUUUUUUUGGUAUCUUUUUACCUUUUUUGCUUUACACAUUAAUAAAAAGAAAACUAAUGGAAAGUAAUAAGUAUAUAAGUAUACAGAUUGUCUGGAUUUUUUUUGUUAUAGAGAAAGCGGCUGGAUUGUGAACUGCAAUUGAUAGAAAUUUGGUAUUAAUUAAAAGAGCAUAUUCAAAAUAUUUAUUUACAUAUAAUUACAGAGUUUCUGUGUUCUUUUCUUUAUUUGGUACACUAGUGUGUGGACAUUAUUAUGACAAUGUGGUAAACAUGGGUUAUUGGUAUUUGAAAAUAUUGAUGACUAUGACUGAUUUCAUUUGUGGUGAAGUUCCUAAAAAUGUUUGGGUAGUCUUCAAUUAAAGCAUAUUUUUGCAUGUAGACUCCAAAUGUUACAAAACAAUAUUUUUCAGGUCAAAAAUAUUGUCGACAUAUCACGAAAUUUGGCGUACGGACGCGAAAAAAUGUGUUCUAUGUAGUAGUACUAUAAAAAAAAGAUAUUGCCAUUUAAAAAAAAAAUCGUUGAUAAUGUCAUAUCUCGAAUAGUGAUCAUACAAUUUAUAGAUUUUUGUAAUCUUUAUCACUGACAACCGUUUUUUGAUUAGUAAUCAAAGUCCAAAAUCAUAUCCUAGAGUAGGCCUACACAACAUACGGCCCGCGGGCUGCAUGCGGCCCGCCAUUGUCGUUUUCGUGGCCCUUUGUUCGUUAACCAGUUUGGUCCGCCUACAUCAAACUAUACAUUUUUUAGUAACAAAUUUGUAUUUAGGUAUUAAUUGCCGUUUUUAGGAGCGGACCUGGUUCUAUAUAAACUGAUGAUAGAUUUUCGUAAUCUUUAUUACUAACAACCGUUUUUUGAUUAAUAAUCAAAGUCAGAAAUCAUAUCCUACAGGGUGAAAUUAAAAAGCUAGAUAAUGAAAUCACCACACUUUCAUUAAAAUAUACGUGUAUCAAACAAUGCGUAUCUAAAAAAAAACAAUCGAGCUUUCCGAGAUUUUUUUGUUACUUGUCCAAUCAAGUUCGAAAUUGAUGUUCCGCCCACUGCACAACCCUGUAUAAUAUUUUGUUUAGGUUUAUGAAAUGUUUCUUUAAUAAUUGUGUUUACAGUAAAACUACAGUGGUUUGCCUAUAUUACAAAAUAUGUGGUUCCUAAAAAACUUCUAAAUAAAGGACCCCGCAAUAAUCUUAUGGAAAUUGGGUUUCUGUCAAAUUGUCUGAAUUUUUAAUAUGUUGUAGAUUUUGUCAUCCUGAACAAAAGUCUCCAUGGGCACAAAGUGCCAAAAUGAAUAUUUUGGCAGCUACGGGGCUGCCAAAGCUCCCCUGAGCCGUUGCAAAACUAUUCAUUUUCAAUACUAUUUACAGAUUUCAGAAGCAUAUUUUAAUUAUUCUAAU